UAUACAUGCAAGAGAGACUUGUAUUUACAGACAGGGUCAUCCUGAUGGCAACCAGAAAUUGCGUCACACUGUCGGAGACUGUCUCUCUCGACGAGUUGAGCAUCACGAUGCUGUGCAAAUACUCCCCUGAUAUGAGAAUAGUGUUGGAUGAAAGAUAUCACGAUCCAGCAAGCCAUAGCCGUGUUCACCCACCAGCUAUAUUUUGGUUGAUCCAAGAAUACCUAGGAGGUAGGUACCACGCUUCUUCGGCAGGGUGCGGAUGAGAGGUAACGCGACUAAGGUAGGUCUCUGGAAACGAACCUCUUUUCGCUCGUACCACGUAUCGCCCAUCAUGGAUUUCCCAUCAAGCACCUCAGAAUCAACCGAGUAUUCAACUCUCCAAUCCUUCCUCAACGACAAAUCUUCGCUCGAUGAGGCAAUCAACAACUUCAUCUCCACUCCCGACUCGUCGUCAACAGAAGACAAGCUUAUCCGUUCCUGGGAUGCCCUAGGUCUUACCGCCUCGCAAACCGCGGCGGACUCCGAGUCGCAAGAGAAACUUGUCUCAUUUCUCAAAGCUCUCCGCGAGCGUGACACGAACGUCGGCGAUGUCGAAGGCCAGACAGUAUCCUGGUCUUCGCUGCCACUCUUUGGCCGUCAAAUUCGCGAGCGCUGGAACUACGACGAAAGUGCUGCACAGAAAGAAGAAGAAGCCGCAAAUAAUUGGGCGAAUGCGAACGCGUUCGCUGCCCGCGUCACAGCUACUGCAUCCGCGUUCGACAGCUCAGAUCCACUUGACUUCUCCUUGUAUGCCAUCUGGGCAUUGAGAGCUGCCUUGGAAGACAAGGAUGAUGUGCCCGAGGCCACAGUACGGGCGGCUGCCAUGUGGAUCCUGUACGCUGGUGAAGUGCUAAGAAAACAAAGCAAAGAUCAGAGAAGCUAUGAGGGCAAGGUUGCACAAGCGGGAAACAAGUAUCCGAAGAAAGAGUGGAAUGGAUUUGAGAUGGAUAGAUGGAGGAGCUGGGGAAACCGCUUCGGAAACAUUAGCGAGGUCUCGCCAUGCGAAGAGACUAAGGACAUUGCAAAGAAAGCAAAGAGACACAUGGGUGAUCUGGCAAACUGCUGAUUCAUUUAAAUUAGGCUAGCAAGAGGCACUCAAACUCCGGACAAGAGGCACCGUGCUA
Aureobasidium subglaciale EXF-2481 is the source of this 1163-nucleotide messenger RNA. RefSeq lists its product as uncharacterized. The record is from RefSeq and is a predicted model, not a curated record. Bases 260 to 1105 code for a protein of 281 amino acids. Lineage: Eukaryota; Fungi; Ascomycota; Dothideomycetes; Dothideales; Saccotheciaceae. The transcript has 2 exons.